Arvicanthis niloticus (Nile rat) is the source of this 2676-nucleotide messenger RNA. The record is from RefSeq and is a predicted model, not a curated record. Lineage: Eukaryota; Metazoa; Chordata; Mammalia; Rodentia; Muridae.
CUUUUAAAGCUUCCAAAAGAGUGGGUCGCAUUUGUCAACCCUUAGGCUGGAGAUAGGAGUAAAACCCGACCCCUACAAAGAAGCACAGGUAAAACCAUUGAACCUGGUGAGCCAGGGUAGGAUGAACGAGGGGCGGAGCAUAUGUAAAACAUUUAGGUGAGGUGGGGCCAAGGGUGAGGCUUCCAGGGAAGACGGGAGCGGUCAUUUAUAUAUAACUUGACAGAGGCAGGACCGGGAGUCACUUUACUCGUUAUGAGGUAUGAUAUGCAAGUUAAUCAAUGGUUUGGGGGCUGGCUACAAACAUUAAGGACGGUUGGGGGCGGGGCCAGGACGGCUGAGCCUACCUCCCCUCCCAACGAGCGGAGUAAAUCAGAUGCUGCCCUGCCAGACUCCCUAGAAGUCUGGAGGGGCUGAGCAGAUACAAAGUAUCUGGAGGCGGCGGAAGGGGUUUUCUAAGCCCGACCAGCACCCAGGCUACGGAGUAUAUGUAAAUCGGAUGCGAAGAAGCCUUGCUCCUAGGCUUUCUUGAGGCCCUGACACCGGUGGGGCACAUGUCAAGUAUUUGCGAAACUGUCUCGCUUAAGUCCCAAAAGGGAGGAGCACGUAUAAAGUAGUUAGAUGGGAUGGGACAGGGCUCUCUGGAGUUUCAGAGAGAAGCUUGCCGCACGUGUAAAUUGGUUGGUUGGGCCGGGCCAGGCUCUCUAAGGCUCCCUGAGGGGCUGGGCAUAUGUAAAUCGUUUUAGGCGGGGCAAGAAGGGGGUUCCCAGUGGUUUACAAGCCGGAUACGCGUAAAUAAGCGGCUCUUGCGAUUGGAUCGCACUCUGACGCCUGGUCCUUUGGCCUCCUUCCACCAGAUGCGAGCGGGCUCCUGGCGUCACAGUUGGUGAUCAACGCUGCGGACUGAGACCACUUAGUGUGUACGGGACCAUGGAGGCCUCGGCCGAUUCCUCUGAGGCCCCCGCGGCCUGCCGCUUCUUCCUCGAGGGCCGCUGUCGGUUCGGUGCGCGCUGCCGUCAGCCACAUCCCGGGGUCCCGGCGCCGUCCUCCGAGGUUGCGCAGCCGGAAGCUGAGUCCAAGAAGCCGGCCUUGCGUACUGCUGCUGACGUCAUCCAACGCAUCCGCUGGGACCCGCGCCUGGAACCCGCUGACUUUUCGGUGGGCUACACCGACCGCUUCCUGGGAGUGCAGGAAGAGCCAUUCUGCGCCUUCUGCUGGGACCAGCCGCUGGCAGCGCUUGGACCCGGCGUGUUGGCAGUUCCGCAGCACCGCAUACGCUACUUCCGCUUCCGCGGCCGCCUGGUGUGGGACCGUGCCUCGCGCACUGACCUUAUUUUUGGCUCGGGCUCUGUGGCUGGACGGGGACCCACCAUCUUUGAUGCACUGGACGGCGGGGACGAGCAUUGGACAGAGGUCACGCCAGAAAUUCCUGACAAAGAGAAAGCAGGGGUGGGUUUAGAGGGUCUGGAUACUCAGGAUGCCCCAGAGGAAGGGUGUGGAAAUCCGACCAGAACAGAGCUUGAUUCCUUCCUGGAGACACCCGAAGAGGGUGGGGCAAUCAAAGAGCUCAAAACUGGGCUUGCUUCCAGCCUGGAGACACCUGAAGUGGAUGGACCAACUAAAGAGACCACUGAGUUAGAAACAGCAGACCCACGCAUGUACUUCCCAGGAGUAAAGGAGAACUUGAACUCAGUAGAGGUGCCCAGAGCUACAGUGCUUCCACAGUGGCAGGCGCAGGCCAUGCCAACUAAAGGGCUUUCUGCUGAAGAGAUGGAAAGCGUGUGGGAUGCAGGCGCCUGGCCUGACGACAGAAAGGCCCCUCGCCAGCCCCGUCCUACACAUUUUGUGGCACUGAUGGUGACAGAGCCUGGGCUUAGGGCUGAGGUGGUCAAGGCCCAAGAGCAUCUGGUCCGGAUUGCUCCUUCUUGUGCUGAGUUCCUGGUACCAGCACAGGCCCUGCACCUGACAGUGGUCUUGCUAAGGCUGACAGGCCCUGGGGAGGAGGCUGCAGCAGCUAGGGCUCUUCGGAGAGCCAUCUUGAAACCAGGGUUUCGGGCACCCUCCCAGUUAGAGUUCCGGGACUUGGUUCUUCUGGGCCAUCACGUGCUCUGUGCCGCACCCUCCCCUACACUGUCAGGCAUGGCCCAAACACUGAAUCAGAGGCUAGAGGCCGAAGGGCUUAGAGUGGUGCAGCUGCCAGAACUACAACCACACCUCACCCUGGCUAAGGUACCACAUGGAACCCAAGUCUGCCUCCCUAAGCCUGAGUACAUCCUGAACCAGGAGCUAGGAAGGCAGCCCCUAGGGAAACUCUGGCUGUGUCGCAUGGGCAGAGUAGGGCAUAGCUACCUGCCCCUGGCUGAAAUUCCUCUCAAGUGACCGAGGUUUCAUAUUUCAGAUAAGAAAACAGGCCAAGCUGAGACAGGUUCUCGCUCUCUCUCUCUUUAAUUUUGGUUUCAAGCUUCCAAAAUGUACUGUACUCAAUGCUCAAGGAGAAUGAAGGAAGGGGAGGGGAGAGGUAGGGAGGGAAGGCAGGGAGGCAUCUGGAAAAAAAGCAGCCUGACAGUCCAGCUGUUUGCAACCUCAUAGCACAUCCUCCAGUUACAUGGCAGAAGGGGGGGGGGUAAAAAGAAAAGGGGAGAAGGAAGAAAAGUAACUUAAACACACACACAGAGAAAA